Messenger RNA from Scutellospora calospora, 2259 nucleotides. The record is from the annotation of a GenBank genome assembly. Lineage: Eukaryota; Fungi; Glomeromycota; Glomeromycetes; Diversisporales; Gigasporaceae.
AUGCAACGUGUUAUCGCUUUUGGUGGCUUUAAAUGCGCAUUCACGAAGUAUGCGCAACGAAGGACGUUCGUAUCUGCUCGUCCACCUAAAAUUCCUUUAGAAAAAGAAUGGGUUGAACUUGCUUUAAAAGAAUUAAAGGGUAAAGAUCCAGAAAAAGUGUUAACAUGGCAUACUGCUGAAGGGAUAGAGGUUAAGCCGGUUUAUACAAAAGCAGAUGCUGAACACAUUCAAUAUGAAAUUCCAGGAAAGUUUCCUUUUACAAGGGGACCAUAUGCUUCUAUGUAUACAUCUAGACCUUGGACUAUUCGCCAGUAUGCCGGAUUCAGUACUGUUGAAGAGUCAAAUGCGUUCUAUCGAAAAAAUUUGGCAGCAGGUCAACAAGGUCUUUCUGUUGCUUUUGAUCUGGCUACGCAUAGAGGAUAUGAUUCGGAUCAUGAACGUGUAUUGGGUGAUGUUGGUAUGGCAGGUGUUGCUAUUGAUUCGGUAGAAGACAUGAAGAUUCUUUUUAAUGGAAUUCCACUUAAUAAAAUGUCAGUUUCAAUGACAAUGAAUGGUGCAGUGUUGCCAAUUUUAGCAAUGUAUAUAGUAACGGGUUUAGAGCAGGGAGCUAAAUUAAAUGAAUUAGCUGGUACUAUACAAAAUGAUAUUCUUAAAGAGUUUAUGGUUCGAAAUACAUUCAUAUAUCCACCAGAACCAUCAAUGAGAUUAAUCGGUGAUAUUUUUGCUUACACUGCAAAGAAUAUGCCAAAAUAUAAUUCAAUCUCAAUAUCUGGCUAUCAUAUGCAAGAGGCUGGUGCUGACAAUGUUCUUGAAUUAGCUUUUACAGUCGCUGAUGGUUUAGAGUAUGCUAGAACAGGAAUUAAAGCAGGAAUGUCAAUUGAUCAGUUUGCUCCAAGAUUGUCAUUCUUUUGGGGUAUUGGAAUGAAUUUUUAUAUGGAAAUUGCAAAAAUGAGAGCAGCACGUCGUUUAUGGGCUCAUCAGAUUCAAGAAAAUUUCCAUCCAAAAAGUCAAAAGUCAUUAAUGUUGCGUACACAUUGUCAGACAUCCGGUUGGUCACUUACUGAACAGGAUCCAUACAAUAAUAUUGUUAGAACUACGAUAGAAGCAAUGGCUGCUACAUUAGGAGGAACGCAAUCCCUUCAUACCAAUUCAUUUGAUGAAGCAGUAGGUCUUCCAACAGAAUUCUCAGCCCGUAUUGCACGAAAUACGCAAAUAAUUCUUCAGGAGGAAGCAUUUAUUCCAAAGGUUGCAGACCCUUGGGGAGGUAGUUAUAUGAUGGAAAGUUUGACGAAUGAUAUUUAUUAUGCAGCGAGAGAACUUGUGGAGGAGAUAGAGAAAAUGGGUGGCAUGGCAAAAGCUGUUGCAAGUGGCAUGCCAAAGCUAAAAAUCGAGGAAAGUGCAGCUCGAAGACAGGCUAGAAUCGAUUCUGGUCAAGAGACAAUCGUUGGAGUAAAUAAAUAUCGGGUUGAAAAUGAUGCUGCAAUUGAGGUCCGUACUAUUGACAACACUAGAGUAAGAGAAGAGCAAAUUAAACGUAUAAAUAGUGUCAAGGCGGCGAGAGAUGAGGAACAAGCGCAAAAAGCAUUAAACGUUCUGGAAGAGUGUGCAAAAACACAAAAUGGAAACUUACUAGAAUUGGCUAUUGAAGCAUCAAAGGCGCGAUGUACUGUAGGCGAAAUAUCAUAUGCACUUGAAAAGGUCUGGGGACGCCACGAACCAACUAGUCGUGUUGCUAGCGGUGCUUAUAAGUCUGCUUAUGGAACUGCGGAAGAAACAGAAGAGACAAUGAAAUUAAUAGAGCAAACGAAAGAAAAAUUGGGUGUUAAUCCAAGAAUUUUGGUAGCAAAAUGUGGCCAAGAUGGACAUGAUCGAGGAGCCAAAGUAAUUGCUUCAGCUUUCAGUGAUUUUGGAUUUGAUGUAGAUCUAUCUCCAUUAUUUAGUACACCCGAAGAAGUAGUGCGUCAAGCAAUUGACAAUGACGUACACGUUAUCGGAGUUUCUUCACAAGCUGCUGGUCAUAAAACGCUGAUACCGGCACUUAUAAAUGAGCUUAAAAGACUUGGUGUGAAUGACAAAGUCGUAGUAGUUGGAGGCGUUAUUCCACAUCAAGAUUAUCAAUUCUUAUAUGAUGCAGGGGUGAGUUUAAUAUUUGGACCUGGCACUCAAAUUCCUAAAGCUGCUAAAGAAGUUGUUUUAAAAAUCCAAGAAAAUAUAAAAGACGAUCCCGUGACAUCUGAAAAAUCUGUUAAUUUACAUUAA